AUGGACUACCCGCAAUUUCUCCAUCUGCUGCGGUUAGUGACUCUUGUCGCAGUAUUAACUAAGAAUAGCUAUGCUGUUGACGUAGAAGAUGUACAAGUUCACAACUUAACUGACAGUUUUCUGAAGGUGAUCCCUACUUGCAGAAGCAACUCGUCUCUUUCUAGUCUUGUGAUUGAGAGGAAUCAGAUUACCCUGUCAGACGAAGACAGAAAAUCUCUGGCCAGUUAUUCCGGACUGGUGGAGCUCCAUCUGGAUGAUAACUAUGUAACCAAUAUACCAUCUCGUUACUUGUCUAUUGUGCCCCAUCUCAAGGUGCUUUCAUUAUCCAGGAACAAAAUCAGCAGUAUACAGCCUGAGUCGCUGUAUGGCCUCCAUGACCUCACAGUGCUUAACCUGUCACACAACCUGCUGACAAGUCUUCCAGCGCAGCUAUUCAGCAAUCUUAAUAAUCUACAGGUGGUAGACCUACAAGACAACCCAUGGAAUUGUUCCUGCCAAUUGCUGAGAAGGAUUGAAGGGAUAAAAGCAGUCAUGACUGGUCCAAAUACUAAAUGUGCUUCACCAGAGCAACAAGCUGGAAUGAAUCUUUCUGAGGCUAUCACUAAGUGCAAUCCAAAAUCCACACCUUCCUCAACCAUGCCCUCUCAAAACCCACUACGUCACACAACAGGGUACACUCAACAACCACAGUUGCCAGCCACUUUGCCCAAAACGAUGCAAACCACCAACCCAAACAACUAUGAACAAAAGCAUGCGUCUGGAAACACUUGGAUUUUCGCAGCGUGUGUUGCGGCCUUGGCACUGACUACAUCCAUUCUCAUCGUGUGUGCCAUCAAAGGCCCCGCCUGGUACAGGCUUUUCCACAACUAUAGACAUAAACGAUUACAGCAAGAGGAAAACCAAGAAGGCAGCACAACCUCGAGCAUCUACUCAGAGACGGGGAGGUACAUGAACCAACUGACGUUCACUUUUGAGCACCAUAGAGCUGAGAGGGAAGAGGAUGUGCAGUACUUUGAGGACCCAUACAUCAAACCAGAGGUGUAG
Nerophis lumbriciformis (worm pipefish) is the source of this 1044-nucleotide messenger RNA. NCBI's taxonomy places the organism in Eukaryota, Metazoa, Chordata, Actinopteri, Syngnathiformes, Syngnathidae. The record is from RefSeq and is a predicted model, not a curated record.